UGUGUCUUCCUUCCUUGAUGACAUUUCCCAGGUUCUUUCUAGUGAGGUGAUGCAAUGUGAUGUAAAAUUCUGCCAACACUGUGAGCAUAAGCUCUGUGUGGAAUAUCUGUCUCACUUGCUUGAGACAAAUCAUGUUCUUUGAGCUUUCUGCUUCUUCCCUUCCCAUGAGGUGAAAUGUAGAGGUGGCAGCAGCUUCCUUGUGUCAAGGGGAAUAACAAAGAGCCAUUGACUUGAAGAAGCUGUUUACCCUAAUGGUCUAGAUGCUUGCAUCUUACAUUGGUGUGCCUGGGUUUGCUUCCUGGCUUGGGUUCCUGCUUCCUGCUAAUGUGGACCCGGGGAGGCAGUGUGAUGGCUCAUCUAAUUGGGUUCCUGCCAUCCUCAUUGAAGACCUGUGCUGUGUUCUCAGCCCCUGGCACUGGUAUGGCCAUGCUCCAGCUGUUGCCGGCGUUUGGCGAGUGAACCAGUGGAUGGCAGCUCUCUUGUCUCUUUCCCACACUGCCACCCCUUGAAUGACUUUUAUUGUUUGUAAAAAGAACCUGGGUUUGCCUAACGAGUUCAUAGUGCAAAACUUUCACACCAAGUCUGGAAACUACCCUAACCCUCAUGCAAACCUUUAAACUGUUGGGUGAAAGGGAAGGAGUUAAGCCAACAUAUUUUGUUAUAAUAGUGUAGGCUUUAGUCUAACAUACAUUUACUUCUGAAUGGUAACAUAACAUUAAUGUCACAGAAAGAAUUCCUAGUUGGUAUACCUUUGAUUUUGUUGAAGAAUCGGUAACCUACUUUGGCCUAAAAGUGCCAAGUCAGAAGUCUUCUUUGUAAUUAUUUCAAUAGUUCCAUUAUGGUGACCCAUCCAUAAUGGUAACGGACAGCUUGGAAAAUGGAUUCAUGCAUGUCAUUUUAUUUAGUCCAAAGGAAAUCCUGAAGGUAGGUAUUAUUAUUCUCAUUGCAUAUUUUGAAAAACAAAUGCAAUUAUAAGUCAUAUACAAAUCCACAUUGCUAUUUAAGUAACAGAGUCAGGUUUCAAAGCCAUUAAUGAAAAAUAACAAUUCUCAUUCCAAGAAUAUCAUGCUGCUUAGCAAAUACUUGAAGUACCUUUUGGUAACAAACCUACUUUACUCUCCUAUCAAACUAACCAGUUGCUUAAUAAUUGCGUGCAAAAGGUGCUAGCUAUAUUUGGGCACGUCUCUAGGGUGAUGGGUGGUAUAUGUGUAGCCUAGUCUCUGCCUGCUAAUACAGAAUAAUCCUAUAGUGGAAAAAUAGAAUUAAAAUAUGUUUAUUUUGGCACAAAAUAAUUUGGAAAUCCAUGUAUGGUGUUCUCAUAAUUUUCCACAGACGUUUUGAGAUUGUGUGUGUGUGUGUUUGUGUGUGUGUGGUAAGCCUUUUCAUUGUGAUAAUUGUGUCCUGGGGUGGUUGAGAGAGCAGCCCACAGUGACAAAACCAUCAGCUUUCAGGUUUUCAAGGUCCUGCAGCCCGUGGCAUGGCCACCGGGGCCUGGUGGGGGAAUCCCUGGAGGUGACAGACAAGGCUCUUUGCCCUCUGGGAAUCAGGGGUGGUUUGACUGAAGAAGGGACUAAGAUCUGGCGGGAGACGGUGGAGAUGGGACAGGGAAGUAGCAAGGAGACCAGGAGCCAAGGUGUGAGUGAUAGACAGUGCCGGCCAGCUCUGUUAGCUGGGUGGAAUCUGCAGAGGAGGGGGACUGUUGGCUUUGUGCCUCUCGUCUUCCGUGGAGGGCAGAGCAGAGAUGUCAGCUGCUGGCCUGACCUUCUCCUUCGGUGCCCAGAGUGCCCACAUUGUUAUGAACACUUGGCACUGGGUGGGUCCCUGUUCCAGAUUCUGAGCUGUGACAUGGGUGGGUCCUGCUGCCCCUGACUUGAGCCUGUGCUCUUUACCAUGUGCUAGAAUCAGGAUUCUGAACUGGCCUUUGUGUGAGCACCAGGGACAGCCACGUCCUCAGCAAAGAGGCAGUUAAUUUAAUUGCUCCUUCAGGGUCCACUUAGAGUAAUGGCUGUGAGCCACUCUCCCAAGUGUCUCCCGCAGGCAUGGACAAACUUGGCGAAACAUCAGUUGGAUGUUCAAGGAGAGAGUGGUUUAAAUACAGGCAAAGAACCUUCUGUCUAGACUGACUGCCACAGGCUUUGCAGAGUGUCACUGGGUUCCCAACCUCAACCGCCACUGAGAGGGAGAGAGAGAGAGAGAGAGAGAGAGAGAGAAAGAGAGAGAGAGAGAGAGAAAGAGAGAGAAAGGGUCACAGGUAAACUCAGCUCCAGGAGGGUGAGAUCGCUUUGUCAAGGUAAUUAUGUGUGUUCCGAGGAUGGCUCAUUGCAGUGGGGAUUUAAAAACAGGGGAAUCUUCUGUUUAAAACUCCGAGUCUUCCUAAUCUGGAUCAGUCGCUAACUGUUGGGUUUCCUUGAACUGCACAGGGUCAGUUGCGUCUUUCUGCUUGUGUGUCAUGACUGGUCAGUCAAGGAAAUAGCUCUGGCAGAUGCCAGAGCCUGCUGAGACUCCGGGUUUGCAUUCCACACCUCAGCCAUAAAAAUGCUCAAAUCAGCUCUUGGUUGAUUUUUUGGUGGCUUUUUUUUUUUUGGACAUUGGAUGGAGGUAGAUUUAGGUAGGCAUCUAAAAUAUCAUACAGCCAAGAAUCCUGGGAGUGGAAUUCCAAACAUGUGAGACACAACACUAGCUUUGUCUCUGCUCCUCUGUGUGACUCUGGCAAGCCACUUAGAUUCUUUUGUGAUUUUCCAAAAAAAAAAAAAAAAAGAACAAAGUCAUCUUCAAAAUGUCUUUCAGAGCAUAUGAAGUUUUGGCACGUUCUGAUGCUUAGUUUUCUGUUUGUGAAAUCUUUGCAGUAGGAACAUCUACUUUCAUAUAUGAUAGGACAUUGAAUUAUUUUGUAUCUGUGAAAAUCCUUCAACUCCUUUAGAGAUUAAAACAAUGGGAGUAGACAAGUUCUCAGCUAUUCAUGGCAGUGCAGAUUCUCCAUCUGUGAAACCAUCAACAACAAAGUGGAUCUAACAAUAUCUCACUGAAAGCAAAAAUGUAUUCUGAUAAAGUUCCAUCUAUCUUCAGGAAAAACUCAGGGAGGUGAAAGGUUUUUGAUUCUGGGGAUUUCUGAGGACAGCCAUUGCCAUUUCUUCCACGAGAUUGCAACAACCCUCCAGAUGCACUUCAUUCUCUCGGGAGCUUGGACACUGAAGAGUUCAAGUGUGGGGAACAACCGUGGGUUAAAUACCCUGUCACCUUGCCUGUGGGAGCCACCGUGCCGCCUGGAGUCGUGUGUGCUUCAGCUUGGUCAUUGCCACCUGAAGUCCUUUUCACUCCUGUUCUUGGUGAUACUCUUGUGGUGCUUGAUGAGAAUGAAAGCCAGUGCCCCAAGAACCUCGGGGGAGAAAGGUCUUUGUUUUCCUGAAGGAGAAGUAGCUAUUGAGGUUCCACAGAGGGUCCUUGGUCAUUGUCACAGAAAGACUCUUUGCUUCUUUGAUUUCCUUAUUCACCGACCAGACCAGGGGACUGUCCACCUGCCCUGGAAGUCCCAGGGAGUGGGUAAUAUGUCCCUAAAUGUGAGUGGGUUUGUUGAAACUUCUCUCUGCUCAGCACCUGUUCACAGCCUCCAUUAAUGCAACAGAUUUUUUCUCUCUUGGUUCUGGACGUGUUUAGAGAGAGGUUGGCAUUAAGGUUUCCUUUGUGAAAAGCUGUCUUGGUGCCCCAGCAGUGGCUUAGGGCAGGUCUGGCCCCCUACUGGUCUCUGGGUGCAGCGGCAGCUCUGUGAUCCUGGCCAGCAUUGUGCACCACUAUGGAUUGCAGAAGAGUGAGAAUCCUAGGGAGGACAUUAGCAGGCAGGAAACCUUAUCCGGGGAUGUCUGGGGUAAGUCCAAUUUUGUUUUUUUUUUCAGCCUGGAGUUAAACAGGAGCCACCUACUGGGCUGUGGUAAGGAGUAGGUGAAGUUAGAGCUGUUUUCUCAGAUGGCCCCAUUGAAACCGAGCAAAAGUGAUUGUCCAAAUCUUUUCUUCCCAAACGAAAAUGAAACGGCCUAACACACACAUUGUUGAUUUUCUCCAGCCAAGUCUCGGAGCUAUUCUGACACCUUGCUGCCAGAACCAUGUCCAUCGCUAUCACCAGCUCUGAACCACCCCGCCCUAACUCUGCUCUCAGCUUUUAAGGACAGAGAGCAGCCUUCACCUGCUAGAAUAGUGAUGUACUAGAGUGCAGGUGAUGUUUCCUCAUGUUGUGUAAAUCUUUCAAUGUGUUAGUGGUAAAUCCGUUUCUUGAGGUUUGACAAAGAUAGAAUUUUUGUUUAGAAAUGGGCACCUUGGUUAGCUCUUUUAUUGAAUAAGGAGUUGAAAAGAUGGAGAAUGCAAGUGUGAUCCCAUGCUGAUUUUUAUCUCAAAUAGUGAAGUAGGUGCAUUGUCUUCAGAAGAGAAACCUUUCUGCUCUUUUUCACACUAGACUGUUCUAUAACAUCAUUGCAGUGCGGUUGGGUGCUAGGCAUAGGGCUGGGUGCUAGGAAGGGGUGUGCUGAGAUAAACGGGGCAUACGCAGCAACCUUAGAAGGGACAGCUGGGUAGCCUGAUCACAACGUGAUGUGCGAUGGGUUCCAGGACAGACGAGUAGAGAACACAGAUGGACACAAAGAAGUAGGAGUCCUUUCCGUGCCCAGGGGAAGGAUGUGCAGAGACAAGGUUGGCUGAUGGUGGAUCUGGUUCUUGGGAAAGGCAUUCCUGGCUGAGGGGGUUGCAAGAACAGAACCAGGAAAGCCUGGUGUGACCUUGGUGCAUUGGCCAUGCUGGGAGUGCUGGGCAAACCCGGAGUUCUUGGUUUGAGGGUUGAGAUGCAUGGGGAGAGAGCCUGGAGAGGUGGGGCUCCUGGCAACUGUGGCUGGGAGCAUUGGUUUGGGCAGCAUGUGGAGUUUGGAGGUCAUGGAACAACUGUUAGAGUUCCUGAUUGUCCUGUCUUGGAAGCAAUGGGAUGAAAAUACCACAAGCUAUCCACACUGUUCAAACUCUGGUCUAUCACUCACCAGUUGUUUUUUCUACUAGUACAUGCACAAGCCUCCUUCUUUGUUUUAAACCAAAAAUGAGAUCGGAUUGUGCAUAUUACAUUUAAUCUUUUUCAUUCUCUGUUAUUGGAUUUAUUUUUUAAAGAUCUAUUUAGUUUUAUUUGCAAGGCAGAGUGGCAGAGAGAGGGAGUGACGGAGAGAAAGCAGAGGGAGAGAGUUAUCUUACGUUUUCUGGUUCACUACCGGAAAUGUCCAUAACAGCCAGGGCUGGACCACACCAAAGCCAGGAGCCAGCAACUCCAUUGGGGUCUCCCAUGUAGGUGGCAGAAACUGAAGCAGGUGGGUCAUCAAGUGCAUUAGCAGGAAGCUGGAACAGAGUGUAGGAGUCAGCACUGUAACUGGCGCUCUGAUAUGGGAUGCAGGCGUCCUAAGAGGCAGCUUAACCUGCUGAGCCACAACACAACCUCUAGUUCUAUCUUAAGAAAAGCAUCAGUAAAACACUCCCAGAGUACCAGUAUGACAAGUACUCAGCAUUAUAUUAUAUUAGUAAACUGACUUUUAAGGGUAUAGGUUGAUUUUAAAAUUUCACUAUUAUAUGCAAUUUUGUGACCCUGAGACUGGGAUGAAUUAAUAAAUUCCUCAAAAAAAGGUAGAGAACAUGAGAAAAUGCAUGAUUACCAGUAGCACUGCUCUGACACUGUGUUUUGAAUUACUUCCUCAGGAUACAUGGCAGAAGGGAGAGGGCUGGUUCCAGUGGAACAGGCACCCUUGCUAACGGUAGUCACUGCCAUGCUUAUCUAACCUCGCCAAGUCACGGAUGGUGAAGAGUGGAUCACUUGUUUCUUUGACUGGGGUUCAGUGAUGCUUCAUGAAUUUAGCAGGCCAUCUGCAUUUACUUUUCAUGACCUGAAUGCUCCUGACCCUUGCCUACUGUAAACUGGUGUGUCUGUCCUAAUUACUACAUCCUAGUGCACCUGCGUAAUGUUGCCCAGGCCGUGGUGUCAGGUAUGGACGUAACAAGCUAGCAGCCUUCCUUGGGAUACCUCUCCUCCCUCUCUCUCUAGCCCUGAAUGACGUGAAGCUGUGUGUGGAGAUUCACCUGACAGACACAGAACCCCCUCCCAGCCUGCAGACUAUGAGUAAUGAGACGCUGGUGACCGAGUUUAUCCUGCAGGGUUUCUCAGAGCACCCCGAAUACCGGGUGCUCUUUUUCAGCUGUUUCCUCUCUCUCUACACUGUGGCGCUCACAGGCAAUGUCCUAAUCAUCUUGGCCAUCACCUUCAACCCUGGCCUCCACACUCCCAUGUACUUUUUCCUGUUUAACUUGGCCACCAUGGACGUGAUCUGCACUUCCUCCAUCAUGCCCAAGGCGCUGGCAGAUCUGUUGUCAGAGAGGAGCUCCAUCUCCUACGGGGGCUGCAUGGCUCAGCUCUACUUCCUCACGUGGUCUGCGUCCUCAGAGCUGCUCCUCCUCACGGUCAUGGCCUAUGACAGGUACGCAGCCAUCUGCCACCCCCUGCAUUACAACACCAUGAUGAGCAAGACGUGCUGUGGUGUACUGGCCACGGGCGUGUGGGUGCUCUGUGCCUUCAACACGGCCAUCCACACAGGACUGAUGCUGCGAUUGAGUUUCUGUGGCCCCAAUGUCAUCACCCAUUUCUUCUGCGAGGUCCCUCCCCUGCUACGUCUCUCCUGUAGCUCCACCUAUGUGAACAGUGUCAUGGUUGUCCUGGCUGACGCCUUUUAUGGCAUGUUGAACUUCCUGAUGACUGUCAUGUCCUAUGGCUCCAUCAUCGCCAGCAUCCUGAAGAUGCGGACCUCGGAGGGGAAGAAGAAAGCUUUCUCCACCUGCUCUUCCCACCUCACUGUAGUGUGCAUGUAUUACGCCGCUGUCUUCUACGCCUACAUAAGCCCUGUCUCCAGCUACAGUGCAGAGAAGAGCAAGGUGGCUGGCGUGCUCUAUACCAUGCUGAGUCCUACCCUCAACCCCCUCAUCUAUUCUCUGAGAAACAAUGAAGUCAAAACAGCUCUCAGGAAGCUUUUCCCAUUCUUCAGAAACUAAGUUUUGCUUUUAGAAGGCGUUUUCCUUGGAAAUUAUCAUUUCAUUGGGUAUUGACCUUCCUGUGAGGGGUUCUGAUGGGCAGAUUUAUGGACUAGAGAGUGAAUAAAACCUGUCUUUUCCACCCCAGUAGAAUGCCUGCAUGGAUAAGCUCAGAAUUCUGGGGUCCUGGGGCUAGCUGAUGUGAGGAUUGGGACUGGGAGACAGCCCCCAGACCUCUGAGAAGUGGGGUUCCGUAGUCAGACCCCAAGAUGAUGCUAGUGCCAAACAGAUAGAGAAGCAACGUGUUCCUUGUGUUCUAGACACACAGUCAUGUGCAAACGUAUGCACAACGUUCAGGGUGUAAAUCCUGAAAGGACGCCUAGAAUUUAGGUGUGUGGGCUACAAAGAUUGAGUGAGGCAGGAUGUUUGGACUGGUGGAAAUGUUCUUUUUUUUAAUUUUAUUUGACAGAGUUAGAGAAGGGGGAGGAGAGAAAGGGAGAAAGUCUUCCUUCCAUUGGUUCAUCCCCCAAAUGGCCGCCAUAGCCGGAGCUAUGCUGAUCCAAAGCCAGGAGCCAGGUGCUUCCUCCCAGUCUCCCAUGUGGGUGCAGGGGCCCAAGCACUUGGGCCAUCCUCCACUGCCCUCCCAGGCCACAGCAGAGAGCUGGACUAGAAGAGGAGCAGCCGGGACAGAAUCCAGCACCCCAACCAGGACUAGAAUCUAGCACCCAUAUGGGAUGCCUGCGCUGCAGGAGGAGGUUUAACCAAGUGAGCCAUGGCACCGGCCCCUAGAGGAAAUGUUUUAAUGAGACUAUUCUUCCCUAAGGAACCUUCUAUGGCUACCAUCUUAACUCAGUUGGUUUCUCUUGACCCUGUUGGACUUUACCACAUUGCUUUGACUGUAGAAACUCCACCUUUCAUUACCUGAUGAGAGAUGCCCAUGUCUUCUCACCCUUCCUUGAAUUUGCUCUCAGACCACAAGGAUCUGAUCUACUGCAUUGGUCUGGAGUGGGGACCACUGCUAUGAUUUGGCUAUAAGAAGUCACAUAGCACUGAAAGAAGGCAAUACUAGCCUUCCAUUGUUUCUGAAUAAAACUGGGUAGACAAAUCCUCCGUCUCGCAUGAAAACAAGUCUUGAGCCUGUGUUCUACACCGUUGGGAAAUUGUAUUGGGAAGUCCAUUCUCUUUAUCCCGACCCAUUAGGAAUGGUAGGAGCAAGAUGUGAAUGUUAGGCUGUAUCAUUUGACAGAAUAAAAACACAAAUUGUGUGCUAUUGCAGUUGAAGGUUGAGUUUGAUGUGUUGGCUCUGAUUCUUCUUCAUUCAGCAUUCUCAUUAUCAUCCAUCAGAAGCACGUUGAUUUUGGGUAUGAACUUCAAGAAUUUGUUGAAUUGUGGCUGACAGUGGUUUAGGAACAUAGAAGUUACAGGCCAGUUACAAUGUCUUCUAAUAGCAUUAUGAUCCUUCAAUAAGAUAUUGAAAGUCUCAAUGUUUAUUGGAGACUCUCCAACAAGCAAAGGUUUGAAAAUGUCCACCAAUGACUCAGAAUGAUCACUAGUAUAUUUUCUUUUUAAAAAUAUUUUAUUUAUUUAUUUGAGAAGUAGAGUUAUAGAAAAUGAGAGGGAGAGACAGAGAGAAUGGUCUUUUAUCCACUGAUUCACUCCCCAGAUAGCCAUAACAGCCAGAGCUGUGCUGAUCCGAAACCAGGAGCCAGGAGCUUCUUUCAGGUCUCCCACAUGGGUGCAGGGGCCCAAGUACUUGGGUCACUUUCCACUGCUUUUCCAGGCCAUAGCAUAGAGCUGGAUUGGAAGUGGAGCAGCCAGGU
Oryctolagus cuniculus (rabbit) is the source of this 8855-nucleotide messenger RNA. NCBI's taxonomy places the organism in Eukaryota, Metazoa, Chordata, Mammalia, Lagomorpha, Leporidae. The record is from RefSeq and is a predicted model, not a curated record.